Molecule: messenger RNA, 1983 nt
Organism: Silurus meridionalis
Lineage: Eukaryota; Metazoa; Chordata; Actinopteri; Siluriformes; Siluridae
Gene: dnaaf4
Product: dynein axonemal assembly factor 4
Exons: 9
Coding region: 541-1803 (420 amino acids)
Biological process (GO): inner dynein arm assembly; heart development; outer dynein arm assembly
Molecular function (GO): nuclear estrogen receptor binding
Source: RefSeq, a predicted model, not a curated record
GACAUUUAAACACUCAAAAUUGGAUUCUGGGUAUAAUAUUGACUCUGUGUAAUCUCACAAGUUCAACAACCACAGUGUCAGUCAGUGUGUUUUGGGCCAGAUGUUGAUCGUAAUUGAGAGGAUCAUACCAAUUGUGGAUUGAUCGUAAAUGAGAUCAAUCACAUUUAUAACAUUUUCAGGUAAUAACUUUACACAGGUUUUUUUACUACAAUUUCAAGUCUUAAAUCUGUCAUAAAUGUUCCAAUAAAAGAAAAAUUAACAAAUAAAUACAUGCUUUUUCUACCUGUAAGGAAUUCACCUGUACACUUGUGUCACUUUAUAACAGUAACAAGUGUGUGAUUAUUACACACAGAGCUUCCAGUUAAAGGUUGGACACUAGGACCCGGGGGUUUGGGAUUCAGCCUUCAGAGCGUUGUCGGACUCAGUUCGGCGUCGCUAUAGCAACCAGACGCUUUGUAAACGAACGCUGAAGGAGUAUCGGGAAAAAAAGUUCUGCAGAGGUUCUUCAUAUUUAUCACCACUUUCACCAUCACCAUCACCAUGCCGCUUCUGAUCACAGAUCACACCUGGACCCAGAGCGAGAGCGCGGUGUUUCUCCGAGUGCCCUUAAAGGCGGUUAAACCGGCCAAAGUGGACGUUCUGUGCGCGGAGGAGUAUCUGAAGGUCAGCUUUCCUCCGUUCCUGUUUGAAGUCUUCUUCUUCGAGUUAAUAGAGGUAGAGAAAAGUGUGGCCAAAAUCGGAAACGGGGUCGCACUUUUCACGCUGCCCAAAAAGAACCCGGGCCACUGGGAGCAGCUCGGUGUGAACAUCGAUAAAGACAAACAGAGAGAGAUUCGAGAAAGGGCCAUCAUCAGAUCCCACAUCAAGGCGAAAGAGAAAGAGGAAGCCAAAGCCCUGAGGAUUCAUCAGGAGAGGAAGUACACACUGGAGACCAUGAUGAAGAUGGAGGAAGAGGAGCGAAUGAGAAUCCAGACGAUGAAGGAUGAAGAGUGUGCGCGAGCCGUAAAGGAGCUGGAGUCUUGGAAAGAGAAGAAAAAAGAAGUGGAAAAGGAAGAAGAGGCUCAAAGAAGGUUGCAGGACACAGACGUGCAGGAAACAAAACAAAUUCAUCAACAGAGGAAACCUGAGACGGUUAUAACACCUGUACAACCUCAACAACACCUGAGCAGGGCUCAAGGUGAGAAGAUAAGCAGCGGGAAGAAGUCCAGCAGCAGAGCAGAUCUUCCUGCUCCAAGAUCAGCGGGUUGCAUUAAGGUCAGCUUCACUCCUCGCGUCUUCCCAACGCCCACUCGAGAGUCGCGCAUGCCAGAGGAAGAGGAGUGGCUCAGGAAGCAGGCCGAGGCGAGACGAGCAAAGAACGCCGAUCUUGCUGAACUGGAUGAUCUGACGGAGGAGGAGAGAAACCCUGAUUGGCUCAAGAAUAAAGGAGAUAAAUUCUUUAUGUUGGGGAACUACCAAGCCGCGCUCAAUGCCUACGACCUGGCCAUUAAACUAAACCGCCAGAUUGCCGCUCUGUUCUCCAACCGAGCAGCUUGUCACCUGAAGCUGAGAAAUCUCCACAAAGCCAUCGAGGACAGUUCUCAGGCUCUGGAGCUGCUCAUGCCGGCCGUCUCAGGGAACGCGAAAGCCCGGAUGAAGGUCCACGUGAGGAGAGGAACUGCUUUCUGUCAGCUCGAGCUCUACGUGGAAGGCCUUCAGGACUACCAGGCUGCUCUCAGGAUCGAUCCACAGAACCAGGCUCUGCAGGCAGAUGCCCAGAAGAUCCGGGAGAUCAUCCAAGGCACCGAGGCGAACUCAAAUUGAGUCCCGGUAUCUGUGAGAGAUCAGGGGGAAGUCUGUUAUGAUGAUUCCCAACCUUGUGUAACAAUGUUUUUGUGUUUUGUAUUGUGCAUCAUGUUCUUGUUAUAAAUCUGUGUGAUUUCAGUGUGUUUGUUUUGGGGAUCGGAUCUGAUCCUCAAAAGCUCAUCUGAUCUCAUAAUAAAA